CAAAUGCAAACUGUGCUAAAAAACAUAGCAUGGUUGCAACUUGCAACAUUUAUUUUUAAAAAGAUUUUGUGUUGUGGAAUGGAGUUGGAGGUUGACGCUGCUAAAUUUGCAUUCAAGAGUAAUAAACAAAUUUUGCAUCUCCAUAGAUCAAAAGUUUUAGUUUAAAAUUUACACAAAAGCUUGAGUUUUUAACAUGUGUGUAUGAAAUAUAUGUCUAUUUAUAAACCUAUACAAUCAAAUAUUCAUUUUUUAGAAUGUACUUAUUCCAAUUGUCAUAAUACCUGUUUGUGAAAACGAACUAUUUCCACGGAUUGACUGCAGUGAUUAGUAUGUGUAUAUAUAUGUAUCGCUUAAUUAUUAUUAUAUAUAUUUUGUGUAUUUAAAAACAAAUGUACAAAAAUAGUUAGGAGAUUUGUCUUUUAUCGUCCAGUUAGGAGAUUUAUUCCUGCAAGAAAGCUAAAAGACAAACGUGAGCUCAACAAUAUGACCAAAUCUUGGGUUGUAAUUAAAAUAUGCAUGCACUAACAGUUGUCUCUAGCUCUAUAGAACAUUGGUCUAAACCCCCCCUCUCCCCAGAUUAAUUCUCAACGCCAGAUAAUAAAUCUAUAUACGAACUUCAUGUUAAUUUCUUAUGAAACUAACUAGUUGCUAGUUAAUUAAACCCACAUAAAGUUUUAGCUGGUGAUAAAUCAUUAUGAAAAAAAAAAUCAUUUUUAAGCUCCUCAUACUAUGUGUCAUAUUUAUACAGACCAACUAAUCAUUGAAUACUGAUCAUAUCGCAUCUUGAAACAUUCCUAUUAUAAUUUUUUUUAUUUAACCACAUAUAUAUGUAUGUGUAGAUGCCUUUUCAUGGUGAUCCACUUACUUAUCUCUUACCUUAGGCCUGAUUUGAGUCUCCAUCUUCUUCUUCCUUCUUCCCUUGGCCUUCACCAUCUUCUCUCUUUUGAACUCUUUUUUUUUUCCAUAAUUUCUCACGAAAUUAUGUUUUUUCAUUAAGAUUCUUUUUUUUCUUAAUAUGCUUUGUGAUUUAUCAAGAGAGGCUUCACCAAAAGAUGAAAGAAGCAUAGAAUCGAAAGAGACGCUGUUCCUUUAUUCUUCUACUUUUUCUUUUAUCAUUUUUUCUCCGAUCAAUCUUUAAGAUUUAUUAAUUUCAGCUAAAAUUCUCGUAAGUCAUAUACUACUUUUUGUAAACAUUGAAACAAAACAAACCAAUUAUAGUGCUCAUAUAUUAAACUGAUGUAGUUGUGUAUAUAUGAUGAUCGCCUUAACAAUCAUUCAUUUUGAAUUAAAAAUACUGUCAAAUUAUAUGAUACCAGCAUCAAUGUGUUUCUUUUAUACAGUUAAGUUUUGAUGCUUGGGAUCUUACAAUAAAAGUUGUAGUCACAAAGGCAUUAGUUUCAAUCUUGUUGUACAGAAAACCUUAUUCAUUAUCACAUGCAUUUAGGUACUAGUUUCACUUUAUUGUCUUCUCCUUUGUUUCUUUCUUUAUUUUGUAUAUAUGAAUGUAUAUGAUUUAUUAGUAAAACACUAAAACCUUCAUGUUUUUUGCUAAUGAAAAGAAAACUUUGAAGUGGGAGAGAGGAGAUUGUUUGCUGGGCUUCUUCAACUAUCACCUAGAAAGGAUACUAUUUUUCUAGUAAUCAAGUUUACAAAACAAUAACCAAGACAAGUUUAGUCUGCAUUUUUGUGAUCUCUUCAACAUGGCAAUGAAAAUGAAGGGCAUCUACAAAGGCUUCAAAUGUAUCUCUCAAAUAUUUGCCGGGGAGAAAGAGAGUGAUGAAAUAGAAAUUGGGUAUCCGACAAAUGUAAAACAUGUCUCUCAUAUUGGCUGGGAGGGUUCUUCUAGUAGUGGUCCUGGUUGGAUGAGUGAGUUCAAGGUCGGAGCUGAGGUUUUGUCUCCAAGGGCAUCAUCGUUUAGUAAUGCAAGACCUUCUACUUCUUUUUUCACCUCGUCUUCAACUGAUUUUGAUCAAGGGUCGAGUAAACGAACAAUAUCUGAUACACUAAGAGAUGCACCUCCAGUUACUCCAAUAAAUUUACCUAAACAUAGCAACACGAAAAGUAGUAGAAGAAAGAAGUCAGCUUCAUCGUCAUCAUCUCCAAAAUCUUCAAGAUCAUCUAUUUUUUCUAAAUCUUCGUAUAAAUCAACUGUAUCCCAACUAAUCUAAACAUAUAAGAGUAGGUGCAAGAAAGAAAGAAAAAGUCAAAAGUUUGAUCGCCGUUGUGCAUAAUUGAGGGGGAUUUUUUUGCUGAUUAUUUUUUUUGAUUUUUUCAUAUAUGUAGACAUGUGUUCAAAGUUUGAAUGUUUUAUGUAAAUAAAAAGACUAGGAAAAAAAAUUGAAAGUAGAGGUAA
This is a messenger RNA of Brassica napus (rape), 2353 nucleotides long. RefSeq names its product CRIB domain-containing protein RIC10-like. The record is from RefSeq and is a predicted model, not a curated record. Lineage: Eukaryota; Viridiplantae; Streptophyta; Magnoliopsida; Brassicales; Brassicaceae. The transcript is spliced from 4 exons. Bases 1701 to 2168 code for a protein of 155 amino acids.